Molecule: messenger RNA, 1381 nt
Organism: Capsella rubella
Lineage: Eukaryota; Viridiplantae; Streptophyta; Magnoliopsida; Brassicales; Brassicaceae
Product: probable carboxylesterase 18
Exons: 1
Coding region: 137-1153 (338 amino acids)
Biological process (GO): pollen tube growth
Molecular function (GO): carboxylic ester hydrolase activity
Source: RefSeq, a predicted model, not a curated record
UUGUUCUAACCAUAAAAAAACAUAAAUUUACAGCUGGCAAAAUAUUCCUAUAAAGCAUAUAUAUAGAGCUAGCUUCUCAAAACCAAUCACUACUGUACUAACUCUCUCCAAAAAAAAAUCCAUUAACCGUGAAAAAAUGGCGACAGAGUCACAACCAAACCAGAAACUAACGAUUCCGUUAAAAACAAGAAUCGCUCUCUCCGUCAUCUCUACCUUCACCGAUAACGCUCAACGUCCCGACGGAACUAUCAACCGCCGUUUCCUCCGCCUCUUCGAUUUCCGCGCUCCUCCCAAUCCUAAACCUGUCAACACCGUCUCCACCUCCGAUUUCGUCGUCGAUCAACCCCGCGAUCUCUGGUUCCGACUCUUCACACCACACGUCUCCGCCGACAAAAUCCCCGUCGUUAUUUUCUUCCACGGCGGCGGUUUCGCUUUCCUAAGCCCUAACACUUAUCCUUACGAUAACGUGUGCCGGAGGUUCGCUAGGAAACUUCCUGCUUACGUCGUCUCCGUUAACUACCGCCUCGCCCCGGAGCAUCGCUAUCCUGCUCAAUACGACGACGGAUUCGACGUUCUGAAGUACCUCGAGGAGAAUCGCGGCAAGAUUCUCCCGGCGAACGCUGAUCUGUCGAGAUGCUUCUUCGCCGGAGACAGCGCUGGCGGAAACAUCGCUCACAACGUCGCCGUCCGAGUUUGCCGCUCGCCGCCUGGAUGUUUCGCCGCCGUGAAACUGAUCGGACUCAUCUCUAUCCAACCGUUCUUCGGGGGAGAAGAGAGGACGGAAGCGGAGAAACAGCUCGCCGGAGCUCCUCUGGUAUCGCCGAACAGAACAGAUUGGUGCUGGAAAGCGUUGUUGCCGGAGGGAGUAAACCGGGAUCACGAAGCGGUUAACGUAGGAGGACCGAACGCAGUGGAUAUAUCGGAUCUGGAGUAUCCGGAGACGAUGGUGGUAGUGGCUGGGUUUGAUCCGUUGAAGGAUUGGCAGAGAAGCUACUACGAGUGGAUAAAGUUAUCAGGGAAAGGAGCAACGUUAAUCGAGUAUCCAAACAUGUUCCAUGCGUUUUAUAUCUUUCCUGAGUUACCGGAGUCGGGUCAGUUAAUUAUGCGGAUUAAGGAUUUUGUUGCACAGCGCGUGGCUUCACUCUCCGCUUAAUCACCAAUUCACCACCAUCAUGGAAUUACUUAAAUUAGCUCAAUAAAAAUAAUGUGUUAAGGUUUAUGCUUAUGUUCUAUUUAGUGUUUUUUUUUUAAAAACGAUGUAUGAUUAAGUUAAUGUUUGUGUUUGCUUUAUGAACUUGUUUCUGUACUUGUAGUGAAAAUGCAAAACAAAACCUUUGGAGGAAAAAUAUAUCCUUAUGAGACAUAAUCUCAAAAUUGUGAA